Molecule: messenger RNA, 2637 nt
Organism: Bombus huntii
Lineage: Eukaryota; Metazoa; Arthropoda; Insecta; Hymenoptera; Apidae
Exons: 11
Coding region: 797-2428 (543 amino acids)
Source: RefSeq, a predicted model, not a curated record
GCGGCGUUUAUUUCAAAUGGCUUGAAGUUAUGAAUAUACAAUAUAAUUGAACAUUACUGAACCGUUGUGUUACAUAUGAAUCUGGCCUAAUAUUUAGCGAUAUCAAUAUGCAAUUUAGAAGCGAAAUUUGAAAUCACGUUCACAUACCUGAAAUGUCAAAUACAUCUAUAUAUUGGUCAAAAAUUCGAUGCGAGUACUAUAGCAAGGAGUGAAUAAUUCAAGGCGUGAAUUCAAAUUACAGGAAAUACGCUAUUGGAAAACUUUAAGUUUAGUCGUUAAAAGUCACGAUAAAUUAAAAGGUUUUCAUUCAGCCAUGCGAGGUUAUUAAAAAAUGUUUUGUUUUCUAAUUGAAAAUUUCAAGCAGAUCUCUAUAAAAGAAGCUAUGCUUACAUCUUAAUAUGUAGUUAUCUCGAAUUUUUCGCGCACUUUAUUGAACAAAGCGGUUCAGCGAUCCGUACCAAUAUAUAUAAUAUAAACUCCUCAGUAACCGCUAAAUAAGAUAAUAUAUUGAUAAUAGAAAAAGAGUCGUCUUUUUACUUAAGAAGAUUUUAAAUUUGUUUUAAAUAUAAAAAGUUUAGAUAUCUCACAUACAAGUUUAAUUUUGAGAUAAUUGAGAAUAAAGCUUCUUCACAAAAAUCAUAUUUAAAGUAUUAGUACAACUUUUGAAAUUUUAAAUGUAAAUUGUUAAAUUUUAAAUUUUAAAUAUUCAUUCGAAAAUACGUUUUCGAAAAAUUGUUAGUGUAAAUUGGAUCUACAAGAACAUAAAAUAAUUAAGAAUAGCAAGCAAUUAUAUAUAAUGGAUGCUUGUAAUCUUGUGAAUAAGAAAAAAGAACAAUCGGUUCUGUACGCUUCAUUUCCGGAAAUGAGUAACCUAUGUUGUGCAAUUUGCGAAAUUGAUUUUCUUGAAGUUCAUGAUGCAUCGGCGAAAUCAAAUUUUCAUUGGCAAACAAUUAAGUGCCGAUUACUUAUUCAUUUAAUAUCUGACGUUAUUGCUUCACCAGUAAUGGGUACAGAAAGAUAUAUAUUUGUUAUAACGCAUAAACAAUUUUCUCAAAAUGGUAGAUUGGAACAAAUUUUAAGAAAUUUUAAACUAGUGUAUCAAGGAUCAAGACCAGUUACUACAGAAGUUUAUAAAAGUUGUCUUAGGUAUACCAUGCAAACUAAGAUAGCUCCUUUGUGGAAUAAAGUUGAUGAUUAUUUUGUUCAAGGAAAAAAUUUUUAUAACUUUAUAGAAGGAACUAGAGCAUUAAAAUUAGAUGUACUUAUAGAGGAUAGAAAAAUGUGUUUGCAACUUCAUGCAGAAAUACUUAAAAUUCCAUAUAUAAAACUUGAAGACUAUCUUUCACCAUCUAUUAUAUCACAUUUUUUAGCAGACCCUAAAGGAUACGUCGAUUUAUCUCGUUAUAAUCUUCCAUUUGUAUAUGUAUUACCAAGUACAAAGAAAGCCAAACUAUUAUCUGUGUCUAAAGAACUUCCAGCAAAAUGUGCUUUUAAAGAUUAUGACCAAUUACGUAGACACUGGAAAAAUAUGUAUGGAUAUUAUUUACCAAAAAAUAAAGGUGGAAUUUUAUUUUAUGAAAUUAAAUUUUUGAUUUCCAAAUCCAAGGUUUUUACAUAUCCUCAUAUGUGUGUAGCAAGUAGUCCAUUAGAAAUUAUUCCAAAUAGAGAGAAAGAAUCUACAAUUACACAGUUUUUAUCUGAUAUACUUAUGAAAUUACCUGCAGUUUGUGGUAAACGGCUACAGAUAUCCAAGGAUACCCCAUUUGAUACAAAAUCUUUAAAUAUAAAGUCAAGUAAUGCAUCACCAAAGGACAGAGGAUUAAGUACACACCUUAAGGAAAAGGAGAAUAUCGUCUCACAAUUAGAAUUGUCUGAUAAAUAUAUAGGUGGGUUGACAAAAGAUGUAAAUGCUGCUAUAUCAUUAAGAACACGAUUAACUAAAAUUCAUCAAAUUCAACAAAAAUUAAACAACAGGGAUGUGAAAGAAAAUCAAAGUGGUUUUCAAUGUUUAAAUACUAUUCAAAAUUCAUCUAUACAAAAUGUGGAAAAUAAUUUGAACACAGUUAAUACAUCAAGAAACCCAAAUUUUACGGUAUCAGAGGAAAGAACAAUUUCUACAUACUUUAAAAUUCAAAACAUGAAUUCUUAUGCUAAGACAAAAGGGCUACCGCAGGAAAAAGAUCAAAGACAAAAACAUUUAACACUGAAGGAGAAACUAUCAAAAGCUAAAUCUGAUAAAGAUAGCAGCUCAUCUGCACUGACAAUGGUAAAAAUGAAUCAGUUGGAUCAAAUGAAGAAUAGUGAAUUGAGCGAUUGGCUAAAAGAGCGUUCAAUUCCACAUAAUUCUAAAGGAAAGAAAAGUGUACUUAUUAAUAAAGUAUUAUCGCACAUCAAGAAUACAACAAUUUUACAGCCAUUCCGUAUGUAAAUGUAUCUUUAUAAGCAAAAAUAGAAAUGUAUCAUAUGUGUUCUUAAGGGUACUAAGUUAGUAUAAAAAAUAAUACUAAUAUGCUAUAACAUAACAUAUUAUAUUUUUACAUUUAUACAUUAAAGCAGCUUUAGUAUAUAACAAAUAAAAUGAUAAUAUGUAAUUAGAUAUAAUUAAUAAAAGGUAAUAAAUUCGUUUUGUAUCACAGA